AUGCAGUGCGGUGUCACGAGCGUCUGUCUCCAUGUACUCUGUUGGAAGGAAGACAGAGUUCGUCCGGAUUGUUUCGACCCUUCACGAAGUACAUGGCCUCACGCUGCCAUGGGUCAGGAUUUUGAUCUUGGUCUGCCGACGUCAGAGCCUCCUCCGUAUGUAUACUCACACGCCUACAAACAUCGCCCAAGUCGACGCCUUGGGCGAUGGCAGGUAACAGCAUUGUUUUUGAGCAGUGCUCUGGGUAUCGCCGUACUUACACGGAUCCGGUGGACGAAUUCCUCAGUAUUGAGUAUCGGACACCAAACAGUACUCGAAGAUGGCCUCAGUAGAUGUGCGCAGCUCUCAGCGACGUUUGAGGCCAGACCAGACAUUCAACGAGACAAUCCACGCUGGAGUAUUUUCGCUGGACAAAAGAAGCCAGUCCUGCUCCACAACGCAACGCUGUUCGAUGGCGAAGCUUUCCUCCCAACAGGCGUAGACAUCCUGUUCGGAAAAGGCAUCGUGAGAUCCAUCACUCCAAUGAACUAUUCAGACACCGUUCCUGGAGAGAAUAUCGAAAUCCUGGACCUUCACGGACGCUAUGUCACUCCCGGUCUCGUGGACAUGCAUUCCCACCACCUAGUCUGGCCGUUCCACUCUCUGCCCGCAACACGAGACGUCAACGAAGCGCCUCGUCUCGGCCCACUGACGCCCUUCGUGCGUUCUUUCGACGGCUUCAAGCCCUACGACCCAGCGAUCGAGAUCAUCGCAAGCGGAGGCGUGACUUCGUCCCUCAUCCUGCCAGCAUCUGCGAACAUCAUGGGCGGGGAAGCAUAUGUCGUUAAGAACGCUUUCGUCAAUGGCAAACGUGGCGAGCCAGUAGUCGAGGAGCUACUGAUAGACUAUGGAGUUCCUCGGGAACAGCGACAGCGUUACGCAAAGAUGGCGUGUGGCGAGAACCCCAAGCAUACAUACCUUCAUACCAGGCUGGGAAACACUUGGCUGCUGAGAGAGCACUUCAGUAAGGCGCAAGAUCUGAUUCAUAGACAGAAUCAGUGGUGUCAGGCUGCUUCUGCGAUCGCCAAGGACUCGUGGCUCGCGAGUGGAGGUGAUGGGCGUGAGCCUGGGAGCUUACCUGAAGACAUCAAGUACGAGUCAACAAUCGCGAUCUUGCGAGGUCAGGUCAAUGUCAACAUACAUUGCUAUGAGCCAGAGGACAUUGAACGUAUGCUGGCAGUGCUUCACGAGUUUGGCGUACAUCCUCGUGCCUUUCAUCAUGCGCUUGAAGCCUGGCAGGUGCCGGAAUUCCUGAAGCAGCAGGAAAGGAACAUAACGAUAGCCACAUUUGCAGAGAACGCUUUCUUCAAGGCUGAGGCCUACAAUGCCAACCUCCGAGCAGGCAAGAUUCUGGCCGACCAUGACGUUCCAGUGGCGUUCAAAUCAGACCAUACCGGAGAAGGCAAUAACAUACAGUACCUUUUGCACCAAGCUGCUGUGGCGCAUUCCUUCGGUAUGCCUGCAGUUAAGGCGCUCCAAGCUGUGACUUCAGUCCCGGCUCGAUCGAUACAGCAGAGUCACCGCAUUGGUGGCGUAAAGCCUGGCUAUGAUGCAGAUAUUGCUGUGUGGGAUUCUUAUCCGCUGAGCAUUGGCGCUACGGCGGUCGAGGUUUUCAUCGAUGGCAGAGCGACUAUCGGCAUAUCUCAGAAGGACUUGGAGGUAACGGAGUUGAACCGCGAUCACCAUCGUGAGCCUCGACCAAGACCCACAGUCCUUGAGCCAGAGAAACAUCGCUUCUGUACUGCGGUAAAGAAGCCGGCUACCAAACUUGUCAUAACCGGUAUCGCUCAAGUAGAUCUCGAGACGUACAUCUCCCCACUCAAUGGGCACAACCUGACGCUAGUCAUAGACGGCGGCAAGAUCACUUGUCUGGGCAGCGCAUGGCUGUGCAGUGAGGCAGCUACCGAUGGGUACGUCGUAGAGCUCCAAUAUGGCCACAUCACACCUGGCUUGAUCGCCGUCAGCCAGACGCUCGGUGUCGUCGAGAUCACUGGCGAGCCCACCACAAGCGACGGAGUCGUCGAUCCCAAAGCUGAUCUCGCGAACGAAGACACCAUAAUAUACGCAAAGUAUGGCGUCCAUCUGGAAGGACGCGGAUUCGAGAGAGCCAGACUUGGUGGCGUGACUAAAGCCGUAGCUGCUCCUGGACUACGUGGAGGUCUACUGCAGGGUAUCAGUGUGGGCUUCAGCACCAGCGGCAAAAAGUCUGUCUUGGAUGGUGGGAUCUUCCAGGACGAUGUGGCACUUCACUUUGAGCUUAGCCAGGCAUCGAAAGCAGCAGAUCCUACGAUCUCGAAUGCUAUUGCAAGACUUCGCAGACUCCUCUCCAAUGCUCCGAUUGGGGAGAUUCCAGUUGUCGUCCACGUGGUCAACACCGACUUGAUCCGGCAGCUCAUAUGGCUCAAGAGAGAUCUCCCAGGCGUCAACCUUGUCAUUUUCGGCGGACAUGGCGCCGCUCUGGUGGCACCGGAACUCGCUUCUGCCAACAUCUCCGUGAUCUUGACGGGGCAUAGAGGUGUGCCGGAUACCUGGGAGAAGCGGGACGCUCUCAGUGGUCCUCCUCUGACUGAAAGUCCAGCAAAGAUUCUUGCCGAUGCCGGUGUAUCUUUCGCUCUUGCCAUCCAAGGCGAUUCGCAUGUCCACAAUCUCGCGAGUGAAGCUGGAUGGGCCGCGAAGCAUGCCGGGUUAAACAGGACGGAAGCUUUGCGAUUGGUAUCCGGCAAUGUUGAGUCCAUACUUAGCUUGAAAAGGACGAACGACUUUGUGGUGUGGAUGGCGAUCCGCUGCGAGGCGAAAGCAGUGUUGUGUUAA
This is a messenger RNA of Fulvia fulva, 2850 nucleotides long. RefSeq lists its product as uncharacterized. The transcript has 3 exons. Gene Ontology annotation, biological process: purine nucleobase catabolic process. Gene Ontology annotation, cellular component: cytoplasm. Gene Ontology annotation, molecular function: allantoinase activity. Lineage: Eukaryota; Fungi; Ascomycota; Dothideomycetes; Mycosphaerellales; Mycosphaerellaceae. Bases 1 to 2850 code for a protein of 949 amino acids. The record is from RefSeq and is a predicted model, not a curated record.